AUGGCUGACCGAAACCCAGAAGACUAUGAGUCUGAGAAGAGAGAUGAACUUCAAGAUGACUUCCUCGAAGCCCAAGAAGAUUUCAAGAGGAUGGGCAAAACAGCUCAAGAAAGACACCAGUCUAUACUAUCAAACGGCCACCAGAUGAGGAAUUGGAAUGUCAACACCUACACUGAAUUCCAAAAGCUGUCACCUAGCAGCCAAGAGUACGCCUGGUCAAUGUUGAAAGCCAUUAUGAAGGACUACCUCAUCGUCAGUCAAGCUUCUGAUGCUACUAUUGCAGAGCGAAAUGAUGCUAUUCUACAGCUCCAAGAAGAAAUUCAAGACAAGGAUGAAAAGAUUACUGAACUGCAAGGCAUUCAAAAAUAUCUUGAGAAUACAGCUCCUAUUUGCAAUGCAGCACCUCGCCAGUCUGCUCGCAUUCCGGAUCCUCCUAUUCUUACAGAUGGGAUUGAAUCAGCUUUUGAAGACUGGGUUGUGAAGAUCCGACUCAAGCUGGAAGCCAACAUCGACCACUUCCCAAAUGACAAGAUGCAGAUGAGUUAUCUCCAAAGCAGACUAGGAGGACUCGCAUGA
Molecule: messenger RNA, 576 nt
Organism: Pseudogymnoascus destructans
Lineage: Eukaryota; Fungi; Ascomycota; Leotiomycetes; Thelebolales; Thelebolaceae
Exons: 2
Coding region: 1-576 (191 amino acids)
Source: RefSeq, a predicted model, not a curated record